Molecule: messenger RNA, 3754 nt
Organism: Drosophila elegans
Lineage: Eukaryota; Metazoa; Arthropoda; Insecta; Diptera; Drosophilidae
Gene: ChAT
Product: choline O-acetyltransferase
Exons: 10
Coding region: 1-2475 (824 amino acids)
Biological process (GO): acetylcholine biosynthetic process; neuromuscular synaptic transmission
Cellular component (GO): neuron projection; cytoplasm
Molecular function (GO): choline O-acetyltransferase activity
Source: RefSeq, a predicted model, not a curated record
AUGGCCCGCCAAUUGGCCGGAUGUUCGGCGGGGGCGCAGGCGCAUGCGCAGGUGUCCUGCGCCGUGGAAGGCGCAAGAGCUCCAGAGCCGAAAUUCUUUUUGGUGGACCUCAGCCAGGGAGCAGUUGUAGCAGAAUCCAAGCGUACGGCAUCGCAGCGGUUGAGCUCGAGCGGUAGUAACGGACACAAGAGGAAAAGUAAAGGUUCGGUUGGUGUCCGCGCACGUGGUUUUCUCUGUGGUCAUCAGGAGCGGACCAGGAGCAGAGGCAGGAGCAGGAGCAAAUCCAAAGGACCCGCAUCCGGAGCGAACGUGGCGUCCAACGAGGCCAGCACCAGCGCCGCGGGCAGUGGCGCGGAAUCCGCCGCCCUGUUCUCGAAAUUGCGUAGCUUCUCCAUUGGCAGCGGGCCCAACUCGCCGCAGCGCGUCGUCUCCAAUCUGCGCGGCUUCCUCACCCAUCGCCUCAGCAACAUCACACCGAGCGACACAGGAUGGAAAGACUCGAUUCUGUCGAUACCGAAGAAAUGGCUCUCCACGGCCGAGUCCGUGGAUGAAUUCGGAUUCCCUGACACUCUACCCAAGGUGCCCGUCCCGGCGCUGGAUGAAACGAUGGCCGACUACAUUCGCGCUUUGGAGCCGAUCACCACGCCGGCGCAGCUGGAGCGGACCAAGGAGCUGAUCAGGCAGUUCACAGCUCCCCAGGGAAUCGGCCAGCGGCUGCAUCAGUAUCUGCUGGACAAGCGUGAAGCAGAGGAUAACUGGGCCUACUAUUACUGGCUCAACGAGAUGUACAUGGACAUUCGCAUCCCCUUGCCGAUCAACUCGAAUCCGGGCAUGGUGUUCCCGCCGCGUCGCUUCAAGACGGUCCACGACGUGGCCCACUUCGCUGCCCGCCUGCUGGACGGCAUCAUGAGCCACAAGGAGAUGCUGGACAGCGGUGAGCUGCCGUUGGAGCGCGCCGCCUCGCGGGAGAAGAACCAGCCGCUGUGCAUGGCUCAGUACUACCGCCUGCUGGGCUCCUGCCGCCGACCAGGUGUCGAUCAGGACUCCCAGUACCUGCCGUCGCGGGAGCGCUUGAACGACGAGGACCGCCACGUGGUGGUCAUCUGUCGCAACCAGAUGUACUGCGUGGUGCUGCAGGCCAGCGACCGCGGCAAGUUGUCCGCGAGCGAGAUCGCCUCACAGAUCCUUUACGUCCUCAGCGAUGCCCCCUGUUUGCCCGGCAAGCCGGCGCCGGUGGGUCUGCUCACCGCCGAGCCGAGGAGCCGGUGGGCCCGCGACCGGGAGAUGCUGCAGCUGGACGAACGGAACCAGCGCAAUCUGGAGCUGAUCGAGACCGCCCAGGUGGUGCUGUGCCUGGACGAACCGCUGGCCGGGAACUUCAAUGCCCGCGGCUUCACCGGCGCCACGCCCACCGUCCAUAGGGCUGGGGAUCGGGACGAGACGAACAUGGCCCACGAGAUGAUCCACGGCGGCGGCAGCGAGUACAACUCUGGGAAUCGCUGGUUCGACAAGACCAUGCAGCUCAUUAUUUGCACUGAUGGAACUUGGGGCCUGUGCUAUGAGCACUCCUGUUCCGAGGGCAUUGCUGUGGUUCAGCUGCUGGAGAAGAUCUACAAGAACAUCGAGGAACACCCGGACGAGGACAACGGGCUGCCCCAACAUCAUCUGCCGCCACCGGAGCGUCUCGAGUGGCACGUGGGUCAGCCAUUGCAAUUGCGCUUCACCCAGGCGUCCCAGAGCGUGGAUAAAUGCAUCGAUGACCUGGACUUCUACGUGUACCGCUACCAGAGUUACGGCAAAAGCUUCAUCAAGUCGUGCCAGGUCAGUCCGGACGUAUACAUCCAGCUGUCCUUGCAACUGGCCCAUUACAAGCUCUACGGCCACCUGGUGGCCACCUACGAAAGUGCUUCCACACGACGAUUUUUGCAUGGUCGAGUGGACUGCAUCAGAGCCGCCAGCACGGAGGCAUUGGAGUGGGCCAAGGCCAUGUGCCAGGGCGAGGGCGCCAACGUGCCCCUGGAGAGCGAUCGCGAGGACGAGGAGGAGUCACGCAAGGUCAAGUUUAGCAUUUACAGUAAGGAUCACCUGCGUGAGCUGUUCCGCUGCGCCGUCGCCCGCCAGACGGAGGUGAUGGUGAAGAACAUCCUGGGCAAUGGCAUCGAUAUACCGCUGCUGGGACUCCGGGAGGCCAGUGUGGAAGUCACCGGCGAGAUGCACGAGCUGUUCAAGGACGAGGCCUACAAGAUCUCGCAGUGCUUCCUACUCUCCACAAGUCAGGUGGCCUGCAGCACGGACAGCUUCAUGGGCUAUGGACCGGUAACGCCACGUGGAUACGGAUGCUCCUACAAUCCGCAGCCGGAGCAGAUCGUCUUCUGCGUGUCCGCAUUCUACUCCUGCGAGGAUACGAGUGCCUCGCGAUACGCCAAAUCGCUGCAGGAAUCGCUGGACAUAAUGCGCGAUCUACUACAAAAUUAGAGCCCCAAUAUGGAUGGAUGGGGGAGACCGAAACAUAUCAGUGAAUGUACCUUAGCAGGUUAGCGAACUAAACUAAGUAAGUGUAACUAGCGACCGCCCGGGCGUUUCAUUUGUGACCAAGCACCACCAAGCGAGCCACCCAACGAGGGGUGGGGAUCUGAAGGAUCGAGGAGGAUAACGAAAUCGAAAACUAAUGUCAAUCACAAUCAUGUUGAGACAGAAACCUAUAUGCAACCCAUUCGCUUUACAUAUCCCUUUGCCCAAUUAUCCUUGUAGCUGGAAUUAGUGCAACUCUAUAAGUCAAUUAAAUGUUUUAGAGCCAUUUUAUGCCAAACUGUUAGUGCUGUUAUCUUAGUGUGUUACUUGUGCAAUAUUUAUUAUGAGUGUUAUACUAGUUCAUGUGCUAACUAAGAUAGCCGAGCUUACGAACUUGAUUACCCCUAUUGUCCGCGAAUUAUUGAGCGCAAGCCCACAAGUAUGCAAUACUUUUCGUUACGAGAGUUGAGUUUUAAAUUCGUUCUAUAGAUGUUACAAAAGAUACUAGCUAAACAUAUACUAAAAGUACUAUCUACGCUUGUUACUGCAAUUUCGUUGUUGUUCGUUUGAGAAUUUAUUAACCAAUUAUAUAGUGUCUGUUGAGAUAUUUCCAUAUAUAUUCGUGUUUUAGAGAGCAAAUGGUAUACCGUAACUAAAGGCUUUUUGGAUGAAAUAUAUAUAUAUAUGUACAACCCAUGAAAAUAACAAAAAAAAUCUAGAUGAAUAUAUAUAGAGAACAUCAUGUACGCGUAUAGACUUGAGACGUAACAAUACAUAUCAAUAAAUUUAUAUACACCCCAGGAAGGCAAAAGAACAGGAGAUUACAGCUAUAGAUAUAUAACCUAUAUGUGUUUGUCUGUUCAAGCCGUUAGUGAAAAAAGUAUGUUUCGGUAGCGAUUCGAGAUAUUAAUGUUCUACAAAAAUAUAUAUAAAAUAUAUACAUAAAUAUUAUACGUACGUUAUUUACAAGAGAAAUUUAAUGAGAAACGUUAGAGAACAACCAGAUACAUAUAUCAAACUAGUUGCUGUGUUCAUUGUUACUAUAUAUGUAUGAUUAUCUUCUAAACUGUUAACCGAACUAUCGCUAUGAACUAUCCAACUAUCUAUCCUGUAUUCGAUCUGUGUAUCAUUACGUUAACCUACUAUUUGUCGUUAAGUUUGACUUGUUUCCAUGGCCGAGUGCCGCAUUUAAUGUAUGCAAAAAUAAUCACCAAGCGAAUAAAAUGAAAUAAAUGCAUUACAA